CAAGUCUCGACUCUCGACCUGCCAGAACCAGACUAGACAGACAAACGAAACAGACAACUCGGACGGAGGAGGGGACGCAACAGCAGGUUCUCCAUCACAUUCGCGUACAACAACGGAUCAAACGUACGGACAUCAGGACGAAAAUCUAAAGUCGCUACAUACACACAGGCAGUGAACUGCACGCGGAGAGUCUCUUGUGGUUUGGGCGGUGCGCGCGCGCAGGAAAAACCUCGAGGUUUUAUAGGCAGCAGUAUAGAGAGUAUAAACAGACAGAGUGUAUACACAGAUCGCGAUUCGCGUGUUUCACGUGUCAUCUCUCGAGUGUCGUCGUCGCGGUUCUCUCGCAUCAUCGGCACUUCUCGGAGAGCAUCAUCGAAGCAGCACGCCUCUGUAUAUCCGUCGCUCGGAAAUUCAGCGUUCUAUACUUGAUAUUAUACAGACGGAGAGUUGCGUAAUAUUGCGAGACAGACUCAGACAUCGAGCAGCAGCAGCAGCAGCAGCAGCAGCAGUCGCAUGCACACGAAGAGAGAAAGAUAAAGAGCGACGCGAGCAGCAGAGCAGUUUCUCUAUCCGCAUAGACCCGAGGGAGCAAAGCACGAAGCGUGUUCAGAGAGGAAGAAGGACGACGAAGGGAACGUGUGGGAAUCGCGCGCAGCAUCGAAACAACCGUAGGAGCAGCUCAGUCUCGCUCCUCUUCAUCUCGAUAGAAUAGUGGCAUGAGUCGAUUAAUCUAUGGCAGAUCAACAAGAUCAGUCGUCGUCCGGGGGGUCUGUAGAGAAGGCCAGUGCUUCAGCAGACGCCUCUAAGCUUAAGGGGAAGAGCUCAAGCAGUGGUGGCAGUAGCAGUUACAGAAAACGUCAAAAUAACAACGCUAUUCAAGUCACCCUAGAGGAAAAGAGACGCAGAUCAACGAUUGCUGACUCGCAACCCUUGCAGGGGUUAUCCUAUAAGCAGCAACGCCCUGUUGAGUUUUCCAAGGGAGAAGGUAGAACAAAAAAUGAUCGCAGAAGCAAUGGAGCUGGUUUAGAAUGCUUAUACGAUACAGAUUGGAGACAGCAGCAAAGAACGCACCAGACUAAUUACAACUCCAGUGGGAAUAACACAAGAAUACGCAGCUCAAAGAUUAAUUUAGUAGAGUUAAAUUCAGCGCCUAUCGACUGCGUCGCAUCACGCACGAGAUCCCGCACUCCUCAAAGUCCACAAGUUUAUACACAAGGACUCAACAAUACGUUAGACUCCACUCUGUCAAGUGGAUACGGAAGUAGUAGCCGGAAAUCAUCAUUCUCUAAUAACAAUUUGAGUCCAAGCACUCCUCUUUCAAGUCAUCCUUCAACAUCCAAAGGUAGUAGAGGCACGAAGAUGAGCGAAUGUCUGGAAGGAUUUGUGUCUGCUGUCAAAGCGCUUUUUCCGAUAUCAGCACAAACCUAUCAUCAAGAAGGUUCGAAAGUCCAGGGUGGCAGCGGCUGCGUCAACAACGUCAACGGCAGCUCGUCGGCUCUCGUCGGAAACUUCGUCGGGCCUAGCAGUAGCAGCGGCGGCGUGAGCAGCAGUUUAGGCGGCGCCGGAGUCAGCGGGCAGCAGGCGAAGGCCAGCAUCAGAGUGGGUAACGCAGCCAGCAACUCGGCGGAGAGCGGAGGCGGCGGGGCCUUGACGACGGCACAUGACGGAGGAGCCGGAACGGCGGGCAGCAGCGGCUACGCGGCACCGGGUGCCGCCGGCAGCAGCAGCGGCGCCUUAUCCGUCAGCGCCGCCGCCACCGCCGCCGUAGCCGCAGUGGCCGCCAGUAACGCGUCGGGCAGCAGUAGCAGCAGUAACGCCGCCGCCGCCGCCGGUAGUACCAGUAGCCUUGGGGGAGCACUUGCUGCCAAUCUCGCUUCUGCCGCAGCCGCAGCAGCAGCGGUGCACACGAGCAGUGCCCAUCCGCCGCCUCAGCACAAGCAUCUUUUGCGCUCACGUGUCAAGCUCAGCAACGAUCAGAUCAAGGACUUUGCCGCCUCCGGCCAGAGUCAGUCUGCCAAAAGUCAGAGCAAGUAUCACAAGAAGGACAUUGCUGCGAGUUCCGGCUCUACUUCUAGACAUCGUUCCUCGUUACGGUCCAGGAAAGCAGUAGCCGAGAGCAAUACAGGCAGUGGAGUUGGAGUCGGCGGUGGCUCAGGCACGGGCCUUACAAUGUCUGGUAGUGACUCGUUGACGAACAGCAGCGGCGGCAGCAGCACCGCAACGCCUACGUCGGUUUCAUCAUCAGCUGUAGCACCUAGUGGCGGUCAAGUGCCAUUGCCACCUAUGGCUGGUGGUGGUCCAGGUCCCGACGACGAGUCAGCGAGUUCGCAAGCAACUCCCACUGGGCUCAACGGCAGCGGUGGACCCUCGGGGUUAUCGGCAGGUACGGGAGCCGCAGCAGUAGCUACCGCAGCGGACAGUGAAAGCGACGACGGAGAGGUCGGCCGACUUCAAGCAUUGCUCGAAGCCAGAGGAUUGCCUCCACACGUCUUUGGAGCAUUAGGACCGAGAAUGCAGCAUCUGCUCAACAGAACCAUGGGCGCUAGCUCCGGUAUUUACCUGUCAAUUUCAGCGGCAAAAGCCCAGCAGCUGUUGCCGGGUUUGCAAGCUGUCGAUGACGAAGGUGAACAGCUUCAAGCAGUUAUCAGUAUGGGCGAAAUCCUUGUGAUGGGCAAUGAGGAUACCCUUACUGGCUUUCCAGUAAAGCAAGUGGUUGCAGCGCUUAUCAAUCUACUCAGCAUUGAGCACAACUUCGUGAUAAUGACGCACGCUUGUCGAGCCCUCACGUAUAUGAUGGAGGCGCUGCCGCGUUCGUCGACCGUCGUAGUUGACGCGGUUCCUGUCUUUCUUCAGAAACUCGAGUCAAUCGAGUGUAUGGAUGUGGCCGAACAGUGCCUCACCGCGCUCGCUAUGCUCUCUCGAAGACAUAGCAAAACCAUACUACAUGCGGGCGGCGUUUCAGCUUGUUUAAAAUUCGUCGAUUUCUUCAAUAUUACCGCACAACGCGCAGCUUUAACAAUCACAGCAAACUGUUGUCAAAAUUUGCAUCCUGAUGAUUUCCAUCUUGUCUCGGAUAGUCUCCCACUUUUGACAAGUAGAUUGACUAAUCAAGAUAAAAAGAGCGUAGAAUGUGUAUGCCAGGCAUUCAGUCGAUUAAUAGACAGUUUCCAACAUGACGAAGUCAUGCUGUACAAAAUUGUUAACGCUGAACUUCUACAGAACUUACAACAACUGUUGAUGAUCACGCCGCCAGUUAAUAGCAUUGGAAACUUCAUAACUGUACUACGAAUGCUUUCUGUGAUAUCUAAUCGCUGCUCAGACCUGGCGAUACUGCUUCUCCAGCAGAAUAUAGCAUUUACGUUAAGCUAUCUUUUGACUGGUUCUCUAGAUGUUAAGAUGGAAGAUGUAGAGUUGGUACCACGGUCGCCGCAGGAGUUAUUCGAAAUCACCUGCCUCAUUGAAGAGCUUAUGCCGCCGCUACCGACUGAUGGCAUUUUCAAUGUAGAUAGUUUACUUGAUAGAUCUAAUAAUCAACAAGAAACCGUACAGUGGGAGUGGCGCGAUGAAAGACAGUGCUGUCAUCCAUUUAGCACCAUCGAUUCUCGAAUCAUAGAGAUGGCUUUUCAAAAUGGAGAAGACGAAAUUUGCCUAUCCACGCUUGGACGAACUUACACGAUAGACUUAACUGUGAUGAAACAAAUUAAUGAAGAUAUCGGAGUUGCGAGAAGCAUAUUCCGUAGAGUUAACACUCAGCCCACCGAAGGGGAUAACGUACCUUCAUCAUCAUCCAACUCGUAUGUUGUUCCUCUGGUAGUCAAAGUUAACGAGUGGGUCGUGAGUUUCAUACGGACGCUAUUCUCAGUGUUAUAUGAGGUUUAUAGCAGUUCAGCUGGGCCAGCUGUAAAAUGUAAAUGCUUAAGAGCAUUACUCAGAAUGCUAUAUUACUCCUCAAGCGAUGUUCUCAAGGAAAUGCUGAAAAAUCAAGUAGUAUCAUCUCACAUAGCUGGCAUGUUAGCUUCACAAGACUUGAGAAUAGUUAUUGGAGCGCUUCAGAUGGGAAACAUUUUGAUGACUAGAUUGCCCCACGUUUUUAGAGUCCAUUUUCAUCGUGAGGGAGUGUUGCAUCAAGUACGUCAACUAGCCGAUCCAGAUAUUCCUCUUGGAGUAUCACCACCCAAGUGCUCUUCUGGUACAUUACCAAGUCCACAACCAGGACCAUCAAAUACUCCUCUAUCUUCCACCAUGACGUUGUCUUCUAGCAGUGCCACAUCUCCUGUCGCUUCUCCGACUACGAAUGGUAACAUUCUUUUCGGUUCGAUCGCUACAAGCCAAAUGAAGCCAAAUCUCGCUGCCACGAUGGAGACUCGCAGUAGAACGGAUUUAAGUGUCAACGUCGAAGAUUCAACUACGCCACCAAACGCUCACAUGAGAAUUGGUGAUGUACUCAAAAGAAAACGACAAAACAAAAAAGGCAGAUUUCCGCGUCUGGGCAGUGGUACACCUCAGCAGACUCAACAGCCCGAAUCCCUCUUUACGGGUUUCACUCCUAAGAAUAGCCGUUUUCUUGGCAACCUUAACCCAGCACGUUGGGGCAAGAAGUCAUCAUCACCAAACAGUGCAACUGAUAAGCGAGAUUCGAGUUCAUCAACAGGUCUAUCCAAACCACCAAGCAAUCCAAGCUUAACUGGCAGCAAUCGCGAAAAAGCUAAGGCUUGGGUGAGAGAAGAAGCUGUACAAUUUUUGACAAGAUAUCAAUUAGACGCUCCAUGUACGCAUCCAGCUCUCACUGUCUUAUCUAGACUUACCGCAGCAAUUCAGCAUUUGCAGUCUAAUGAAUUGGACGAAAUGUAUUCUGCACUUACUGAACUUCGUGAUGUUAUCUUGGAAAGUGACAUUUCCCCGUUUGAAAUGAAUCACAGUGGCCUGAUUAAAGCGUUGCUUAACUACCUCACUACGACAGAUGCACCUGGCAGUCGAUAUGAUCGUCUAAAGAUGUUUUGGAAAUUAUUCGCAGAGUCUACGUUGCAAAAAGAUAACAUGUCAGACUAUCAUCCAGGGGCAUUUGGUGCUCUAGUUUCAAAAUUAAGCAGUUGUGUUUCACAACUAGAACAGUUUCCAGUUAAAGUACACGAUUUACCAGCUGGUUCUGGAGCAGGUAGAGGUGGAACAAGCGCCCUUAAAUUUUUCAACACACACCAACUUAAGUGCAAUCUUCAGCGCCAUCCAGAAUGUAACAAUCUGAAACAAUGGAAAGGUGGCACUGUUAAAGUUGAUCCUUUAGCCCUUGUACAGACAAUUGAACGCUAUUUGAUGGUUAGGGGAUAUGGUAGAAUUCGAGAUGCAGAAUCCAUGGUCAGUGAUGAUGAUAACAGCGAAGACGAUAUAGAUGAUACUCUUGCGGCCGUAGUAAUUAGUCAAGGUUCAGCAAAGCACAAACUACAGUUUUUGAUUGGCGACGAAGUUCUUCCAUUCAAUAUGACUGUCUAUCAAGCCGUAAGACAGUUUAGCUGCUCAGGCAUUGAUCAUUCAGAGGCUGAUGCUGAUAGUGAACCUCCACUUGGCCAUGAUGCAGUUUGGGUUCAGACUCACACAAUAUAUUAUAGGCCUGUGCCCGAAGAAGAGACAUCUGCAUCGUCAAAACCGGGUUCUAGCUCACAAUCCAGUAGUCGCAAAGGCAAGGGUAAAAGUACAAAGCUCGGCUCGAAGAGGAAGGAGGAUAGCCUAUGGCUUGAAGGAACGAUACCUCAGCAACGCUGUCCAUUGACCUCAUUCUUGACUCCGAGUUUACCACCAGUGGUGACGAUAGGAGAUGCAUCUUUAGAUGGUUUAUGUUUAUUACGCCUCUUGUAUGCCCUCAAUCGCCACUGGGGAAUUCUUUUCCCACAUGUCAAGAGUGUCAAUUUGCUAUCUUCUCAAGAAUUUAUCAAUAGUAAAAUCGCGGCUAAAGCUAGUAGGCAACUUCAGGAUCCUCUAGUUAUUAUGACCGGAAAUCUGCCAUCGUGGUUACAACAAAUCGCUACAGUGUGUCCAUUCUUGUUCCCGUUUGAAACAAGACAGCUACUGUUCUACGCAACGUCCUUUGAUCGCGACCGAGCUUUACAACGUCUUCUAGAUUCAGCUCCAGAAUUGAGCGGCUCAGAUAGUCAGGAGCGUGUUACGCCAAGAUUAGAAAGGAGGAAACGAACCAUUUCCAGAACUGAUAUUUUAAAGCAAGCCGAACAAGUGAUCCAAGACUUAGCAUCAAGCAAAGCUCUAUUAGAAGUGCAAUAUGUUAAUGAGGUGGGAACUGGUCUUGGACCUACUUUAGAGUUUUACGCUUUGGUAUCGAAAGAGCUUCAGCGCGCUGAUUUGGAACUGUGGCAUGGUAGUUUAAGUCCUACAGAACAAGGCUAUGUACAUAUCAAUCAAGGACUAUUCCCUGCACCAAUUCCAUGGAAUACAAAAGUUUCUAAUUUAGCAAAACUCAAAACUAAAUUCAAAUUCUUAGGAAAGUUUAUGGCUAAAGCUAUUUACGAUUCAAGAAUGUUGGAUCUACCAUUCAGUUUAACUUUUUACCGAUGGCUGUUAGGAGAAGAAUCCGCACUGAAUUUGGCAGAUCUCGCCUUUGUGGAUCAAGAUGUGUAUCGAUCCCUUUGUAAAUUACAAGAUGUCGCAAGGCGGAAAGAAGUCAUUGAGCGGGAUCAAACUUUAAGACCUAGUGAAAAAGCUCAAAUGAUUGACGCAUUAGAUUUAGACGGCUGUCGAAUCGUUGAUCUUGGGCUCGCUUUCCAAUUACCUGGCUAUGACAAUAUUGAAUUGCGUAAAGGUGGCAGUGAUAUUAACGUUACGAUACAGAAUUUGGAUCAAUAUAUAAGGCUUGUAGUACAUUGGUAUCUCUAUGAAGGAGUAUUCAGACAAAUGGAAGCGUUUCGAGAAGGUUUCGAAUCCGUUUUUCCACCUACACAACUACGACUCUUCUUUUCAGAAGAAUUAGAAGCAGUAUUCUGUGGUCAUGCGCAAACUGGUGGUAAAUGGGAUAUAAAAACACUGUCGGAAUGCUGCCGAACAGAUCACGGCUAUACACCUGAUUCGCGUGCGAUACGUUUCUUGUAUGAAGUCAUGUCAGAGUACACAAGCGAAGAACAGAGGCAAUUCGUCCAAUUUGUCACUGGAUCUCCAAGGUUACCUGUUGGUGGCUUUAAGAGUUUAACACCUCCUCUAACGAUAGUGCGUAAGACGUUUGAUGUGUCGAUGAAACCAGAUGAAUUCUUACCAUCAGUAAUGACUUGUGUCAACUAUUUAAAACUGCCCGAUUAUUCUACUUUGGAUAUUAUGCGAGAAAAACUUCGAACAGCUGCUCAAGAAGGUCAACAUUCGUUCCAUCUUUCCUAGAAAUGGACAAGUACAUCGCAGUUUGUUCUUUUUUUUCACUUUUGGCUCUGCCUGGUGAAAAGCGUAAAAAGCAAUCCAAUAAAGAAAAGAUUAAACAAGAUAAUAGCAGAGACCAUACCGGAGACAAUGAAUCUUUUACACAAUUUACAAGAAUUUUUUCUUUUCAAACAAAUUAACAUCUUUGUACUUUAAUUAUAUUUUCUCGUUUAUAUUUCAUUUUAUUGAAUUCCAAUUUAGUGUUCAUUUUUGUACGUGUAACGAUUUGGAGUUGUGAUAUACAAUAAUUUUAUCCGAUAAAAGAGUGAACAGAGAGUAAGCAAGAGAUAUUUAAAAACAAAUGUGUUGGCUAUGGAUUAGAUAAACGUAAGUAAUGGUUUAUCUCUGGUGUGCGAGGGAGAGAGAGAACGAGUAAGAGAGAAAGAAUGAGUUGCAAGUAAAAUAAAAAAAUUGAAAGCAGCAAAGAAAGAAAACUUGUACAUAUGAAGUAUAUUAUCUCGACAUAGUUUGAUAUACACAAGUCUAUAUAAAUACUUUAUAUAAUAGUGAACGAAAAACAAAAAACGGUACCACUCUAUAUAAACCAAUACUAAUUGAACUGUAAGCUAAAGUAAGACAGAGGACGUUCGCUAGAAAUAAGUAAAAAAAGUUUUAUAUCAUCGAUGCAUCUCGCGUCUCCGUGCAUCAUCGCCCAUCUCCCAGCCGAGCGACAAUGGAGAGAUAGCGUUCUUCGUGGUGAUAAAAAAAGUAAAAAAAUUUAGUUAAGGCGUGUGCUACAUCGAGUUAGUACAUAAUUCGAAAAGGGCUUGAGAGGACGACCAAACCCAAACGUACAUAAUAUAAUUACAUGGUAAUGAAUGAUAUCGUGUCUCUUGUUCGUUGUUUUCUUAUUUUUGUCUCUUUCUGUUUUGUAUCGAUCUCUUGCGUAUAUACAUCGUCGUUGAAUUCUCUUACGAACGACGGAAGAAUAUACAAAAUACCACAUAACAUACACGAUGCACAAGCUAAAGUGCAACACCACUAUUUUUAAUUUUAAAAUGUAUUAUAACAAUUAUUAUUAUUUGAUAUUUUUAAUGUAGAUCAGAUAGUCUGGUUAUAAUUUAGUUAAUUAAGGAUGCGACCAACAUCACCAGACCUGAUUUUGUUACAUGCUGCACUUUAAUGAUUAUUAUAAUUAUAAUUAUAAUAUGAUUGUUUUUUUCAUCAAUUGAUAUUGAAAUUUAUUUUAUUUUAUUUUUUAUUACGAAUGGGUAAUGUAAUGUGUGCUUAGAUAUAAAUGUAUGUCCUUAUACUUAAAGCGAACUAAAUAAACGUAUUUUGUUUUGAACCAACUGAAGAAAAUAAAACAGCAUAGUCGCAUCCUUAAUUUAAUCAUGGUCUGAAGAUGUAUAACGGUAUUGAUUACACUUGGCAAUGUUAAUAAAUAUGUUAUUGUAUAGCCAUUAAAAAAAGGGACAUACAAUUAUUUUUACUACAUUCUAAUACAAAAUGAAUCUUUCAACGCAAAAGAAGAAGGCAAGAAGAAACGUACGCGUACAUACAUAUAGAAAAGAAAGAGGCAAGUGAUACAUGCGAACUGUUGUACGAAACGGGAAUUCUAGCCGAAGUAGAAAAUAUCAAAGUUACAUCAUAUUAAGUGCGUGUUGGUUCUGGAUUCGAUCCAAACCCAAUUUAUUAUUAAUUAUAAACGAAAGUUAUAUUUAUAUCGAUCCUUUAGCAUAAAUGAGUUUCAUUUUAUUUAA
Molecule: messenger RNA, 9110 nt
Organism: Nasonia vitripennis (jewel wasp)
Lineage: Eukaryota; Metazoa; Arthropoda; Insecta; Hymenoptera; Pteromalidae
Gene: ctrip
Product: E3 ubiquitin-protein ligase TRIP12
Exons: 23
Coding region: 733-7371 (2212 amino acids)
Biological process (GO): protein polyubiquitination; regulation of double-strand break repair; DNA damage response
Cellular component (GO): nuclear speck
Molecular function (GO): zinc ion binding; ubiquitin protein ligase activity
Source: RefSeq, a predicted model, not a curated record